Messenger RNA from Rhopalosiphum padi (bird cherry-oat aphid), 986 nucleotides. Its product is annotated as kelch-like protein 2. Gene Ontology annotation, molecular function: protein binding. The transcript has 4 exons. Lineage: Eukaryota; Metazoa; Arthropoda; Insecta; Hemiptera; Aphididae. Bases 86 to 913 code for a protein of 275 amino acids. The record is from RefSeq and is a predicted model, not a curated record.
AUUCUUAUAGGUUAUUCUAGUAUUAAGUUGGUCAGUCAUAGAAUUGAAAAAUAUUAUAAGUUGGUAUGACCCAGCAACCAACCUAAUGCAUAUUACGCCGAAAAUGAUUGAAUUCUGUAAAGAAGUUGGUUUGUGCGUUGUAAAAGAUCAAUUUGUGUUUGUUAUGGGUGGUUUUGAAUACUUUUAUGAUGGAUUUAAAUACGACUAUCGGUUAUUAAGAUCUGUUAAAAUGCUUGAUGUAUCUUCAUCAUCAUUAUGUUGGGUUUCCAAGGCUGAUAUGUUAGUUAGUCGAAAAUCUUUUGGAAUUGGAGUAUUAGAUAAUAUUAUAUAUACUAUUGGUGGACUAGAUGGUAAUCGCUAUUCAAAUAGUGUAGAGGUUUAUAACCUUGAUACUGAACAACGGAAAAUGGUAUCUAGUAUGAUUUACGGGAGAGAGAAUUUUAGUGUUGGAGUACUCAAUAACCUGAUAUAUGCAGUAGGAGGUUAUAGUAAUUGUAAUGGUGGUAUGAAAUCUGUUGAAUGUUAUAAUCCCAGUCUUGACAAAUGGAACUUAGUAGAAAAAAUGUCAAAUAGGCGGUAUAAUCUUGGUGUAGCAGUUUGGGAUGGUAUAAUGUAUGCCGUUGGUGGAACUAAUGGAUCAACACCUCUUAAAAGUGUUGAAGCCUAUAAUCCAAGUACUGGAGUUUGGUCAUCUAUUGCUGAUAUGAAUUUGUGUCGAGUUAAUCCAGGAGUAGUGGUGUUGGAUGGUUUAUUGUAUGUUAUUGGGGGAAGCAAUAAGGCAACAACUGGACAAAAACAUUUAGAUUCUGUUGAAAUCUAUAAUCCCAGAAGCGAUUCCUGGACAAUUCAAACAAUAUCAAUAAGACGUCAAUGUUAUGGAGCAGUAGUAGUUAAUAGCCCACUACAUUUAUAAAUUAUUUAGCAGAAACAAUAACUUUAUUGAUGUUUUUAACCAUGUACAAUUUUGUACUGUUUAUUUUAAUAAU